Molecule: messenger RNA, 489 nt
Organism: Penicillium taxi
Lineage: Eukaryota; Fungi; Ascomycota; Eurotiomycetes; Eurotiales; Aspergillaceae
Exons: 1
Coding region: 1-489 (162 amino acids)
Source: RefSeq, a predicted model, not a curated record
AUGUUAAGUAAUGUAUUCUCCCCGAAGUACCCGAUACUUUCAAAUUUGAUGUUUCUACCAGCCAACAAGGUCCCCAUUAGAUUACGCAUUCCUCUUCCCCCCACGUUGGAUGGUCAUGAUAUCCGAAUGUUCUGUAUCAAGUCAAUAUCUGUGCAUUUAGCCAAACUCCUUGCUUCUGAAAAAAGUUCCCAUUUUCCUCACUCGUUUAUCGUUGCAGACCGUACUGUGAACCCUCCCAAGGUACUCGCAAACUCGAGACUUCCAUCGUACUCCCAAAACCUUCACAAUUUCAUUUCCGAUCUCUUAGACUUGAUCGUAUGCCCACCUUGCAUCGCCAAGUCUCUUGGAAAGUUUCUGUUUGCGCUUUCGUGCGUUGAGUUCAUCUGCCAGAUCUGCCGGGUCUUCACCUUGGAUCUCAUCUUGCCAAACAAGCCCGGUUUUCUCACCGUGCUAGCAAUUGGAUUCUCAGUCGAGGACCUUGUGGGCUGA